AUGUCGCAACAUUACCACACUCCUUUCAUCACCCUUCCCUCCCUCCCCAACCCCGUCCACAGUGUUACUUCCUUUGGCAGCAGGACACCGCAGAGGCUCUCGCGUCCUGACGGCCUGGCGCCGUGGGACGCGUUCGAUGAUGAGAACGAUAUGGGACCCAACCAUGGCAUUCCGCUGCCCAUCCAGCACGAGGUUGACCGCGCAGGUGUCCUAGUCGAAUCGACACCUCAGUGGAGGCAAGGAGUUGUUGGCUGGCGGAGAGGCCUCCCGGCCCCAGACGGCAUCAGCCUCACAGCCUCCACUUACACGAGCGUGUAUCCUCUCUCUUCCGACCCCUCCUUUUCGCGGUCUACGUUCUUCCUCGACUCUGAGCGUUCGCUUAGCGGCGAGAGCGUAAUCUACUCGGACGACAUGGGCGACUCUGACACCUUUGGGGCUCGAGAGGCCCCAGACUGGGCGCCGUGGCUGAGCCAUUCGGGCCCGUCGAGCCACCGGCGAUCACACAUGCUCGACGAUGUUCUGGCCCCUCCAUUACUCGACCAGUCACGACCCGGGCCCCGUCGGCCCAUCCUCAAAACGAGCCCGACAUUCUACCUCCCACCGCUGUACACUGACCAGCGUCCAACGUUUGCAAUCCCACGCCGGGCCCCUCGGCCGUCUUCCAGAACGUCAACGUCAACCUCAAGCACCUCCUCGUCCAAGACGCGCGACGGCUGCUUCUCGUCCUGCAUUGGCAGAAAUAAGACAACACCGCACGAUAAAGACAAGGGCAAGGCUCUUCCUGCACGCCGCCCGUCCAUCGCCCCACGGGGCAAGCAUUACCGCAUCUCGUUCGUGCAAGACCGCCAAUGGCGCGCAAACAUCCUUAAUCAGGCCGUCGAAGAGAGCCUCACGAACGCAAUCCUUCCCAUGCCACCUAAACCCUGCAAGUCCAAGUAUGAUCCCCGCCCGGCAACCACUCACCGUAACCAAGGCAUCCCCGACAAAGAACCUCCGAUUAUAAACCGCUCAACUGAGCGUGUACCGUCUCCCGCGGCUGGCCGCGGGCACGAUACCCUGGCGGGCCUUUCCUUUGGUACGACUGACGCGACGACAACUGCCACGAAAAGCACGACGCCCGGUGCCGCCAAGCUUGAGCCAGGGCCUGAGCCUGAGGCAGUCGUGAUGGUUUCGAGUUCCGAAACCGAAAACGCCAACGACGGGCCUCCGGAUUUACAGGAGCCGCCCACAGGGGACGUGCCCAGUUCCGUCGUGUGCCCCAGUCUGCGCCACAUCUACAUGUUCCCCGAGGACGCAAUGGAGCGCCUCACGCGUGGCGCUGCCUCUCUUGCGUCUCCCCUCUUACCGCCUGCGUCGUAG
This is a messenger RNA of Cutaneotrichosporon cavernicola, 1359 nucleotides long. RefSeq lists its product as uncharacterized. Bases 1 to 1359 code for a protein of 452 amino acids. Lineage: Eukaryota; Fungi; Basidiomycota; Tremellomycetes; Trichosporonales; Trichosporonaceae. The transcript has 2 exons. The record is from RefSeq and is a predicted model, not a curated record.